Molecule: messenger RNA, 4170 nt
Organism: Melitaea cinxia (Glanville fritillary)
Lineage: Eukaryota; Metazoa; Arthropoda; Insecta; Lepidoptera; Nymphalidae
Gene: Tomosyn
Product: syntaxin-binding protein 5
Exons: 28
Coding region: 1-3969 (1322 amino acids)
Biological process (GO): regulation of exocytosis; regulation of protein secretion
Cellular component (GO): plasma membrane; cytoplasm; SNARE complex
Molecular function (GO): syntaxin binding; myosin II binding; GTPase activator activity
Source: RefSeq, a predicted model, not a curated record
AUGUUGACAUUCCGCCAUGGGUUUCCUUUCUCCCCGACGGCGCUGGCGUGGGAUCCUAUUCAGAAGCUUCUGGCCAUCGGAGACAAAGGCGGCAACCUCAGACUACUAGGUGGUCCUGGCGUAGACGCACACGUGCGCCAUGAGGUGGGCGAAGCGGUUCUGCACGUCAAGUUCCUCAUCAACGAGGGUGCUUUAGUCACUGCGACCGCUGACGACCAGCUCCACCUCUGGACCUUCCGCCAGAAAUUGCCCCAGAGGGUCCAGUCACUCAAGUUUCAAAGAGAACGAUAUCACAUCAAACUAUCACGACAGACUAAAGAACUGAAGGGGAUAACCUGCCUGCACUUGCCUCUGCAGUCGAAAUGGAUCCACGUGGGAACAGAGCGCGGGAACGUGCACGUGGUCAACAUAGAGACGUUUGCCCUCAGUGGCUACGUCAUCAACUGGAACAAGGCCAUCGAAGUGACGAGGCCGAAUCACCCCGGCGCCGUCGUUGACGUCAGCGAGAACCCGCUAGACGCCAGCAAAUUAGUAAUCGCGUUCGAAAUGGGUCUGGUUGUCGUUUGGGACUUACGCGCGCGUGCAGCGGAAUGGCGCGGGUAUUUGGGCACUGGAGGCCCCGGGGACGCCGUGCGCGCUGCAGCCUGGCAACACGAUGGCAAGCUGAUGACCGCCCACGCGGAUGGGGCCCUCGCGACCUGGAGCAUGCGGUCUCCUAGACCGACUUCAUUGUCUUACCCACAUGCAAAAGCGAAUAAAGACGGAAAACCGGAACCAUGCAAACCGAUACUCCGAUUAGAAUGGAAAACUUCGAGAACUGGAGAAAGUCUCGUGAUCUUCUCCGGAGGCCUGCCGACCGACAAGGCUGGUCGGACGCACAGUAUCACAGUUCUCAACGGAAAGAGCACCACCGUGCUAGAGAUGGAACACAGCGUGGUCGACUUUGUUACCCUUUGCGAGAGCCCUCAUGCAGCUGAUUACCAGGAACCGUACGCGAUAGUCGUGCUUCUGCAAAAUGAUCUGGUCGUGAUCGACCUGCUGACCCCCGGCUACCCCUGCUUCGAGAAUCCCUACCCUAUGGACAUACACGAAUCGCCCGUCACCUGCUGCUGUUACUUCGCUGAUUGCCCUUCGGACUUGAUUCCAGCAUUCUACUCGGUCGGGCGGCAAGGCAACAAGAAGGCAGCCGGCUUCAGUGAGAAGUUGUGGCCUAUCAACGGGGGGGAGUGGGCGCCUGCGUCCUGUUCCUACAGUGAAAUUAUUCUGACUGGACACGCAGACGGCAGUGUGAAAUUUUGGGAUGCGAGUGCAGGGACUUUACAAAUUUUGUACAAAUUAAAAUGUUCUAAAGUGUUCGAGCGGCGCGCGGGCUACGAGGAGGAGUCCCCGCUGGCCAUCCAGCAGGCGGCGCUGUGCGCGGAGUCCCGCCGCCUGUGCGUGGCGCUGCCGCACGGCCACGUGGUGCUGUUCAAGUUCCGCAAGACCGAGCAGGCCGCCGAGACGCACGUAGUAGAAAUUCCGGUAAUCAGUGAUGCGGUGGAAGAGGAAACGUCUCCAGAAGUGGAAAGCACUAGAUCUGCCUCUUUCAGCAGAGGUGGAGAGAGCGUUGAAGGCGAGGGCCGGAAGACCGCCCCGGGUGCGCUCCGGGUGCGCAGCAGCGCCGGGGCGGGCGGGGCGGGCGGGUCGCGGCGCUCGGCCGGCUUCCAGGCGGCGCUGGUGGCGCUGCAGCAGGGCGCGCCGCACCCCGUCACCGCGCUCACGCUCAACUCCUCGUACGGCCUCAUGGCGUGGGGCGGCGAGCGCGGCGUGGUGGUGCUGGACGUGUGGCGGCGCUGCGUGCUGGCGGCGCUGCCGGCGCACGCGCUGUACCUGCCGCACCCCGAGCUGCGCGCCGAGCGCCGCCGCUCGCCCGACCUCGACCAGUUGGAGGAGUCACCGGCCAGCCCCGAGCCCGCCGAGGAAGCUCUACCGGACCCGAAACUUGACACGAGACGCAAAUCCACUCCGUGGAAGACCUUCAAUCUAAAACGACAGCUGUCUAAAGUUGACCUUAAAUUAAAAGCUGCCUUUGCGCCUCCAGAAAACGAAGAAGCAAUCGAAAAAUCAAACUCUCAGUUCUAUUCCGAUACGACCGGUACCGGUACAUCCGAGGUAGUCAUUGAAUCCAGCACCGAAUCGCCCGAUGGCGAGGAGAUGGGAGAGAAAAAAGUAGAAGAAGACAAAAGCCAACUUUCGUCACCCUUAAGAGUCUGUUCCGACGUUUUCGAAAGAAUGCAUAGAGAAUUACAAGAGAAACGAUCGGCGGACGUCUACGACAGAAUGCACAAGGAACUGCAGGAAAGGUGGCAAGAUAAAGAACGCGGCGAGACGACACCCGAUAUUUCUCCCUCUCAAAUCGGUGAUGACGAAAAAGCGACCCGACCCGAUAAUCUUCCGCUCUUCGACGAAGACGGGAAGCCGCUACGACCGCCUCGUUCGAAAGGAAAGAAAAAAGAGGAUCCGACCAGGGACCAAAGAGACCAGAGAUUGCUGUCGGUGCCGAAUAUAAAGUACAGCAAGCAGGAAUCGGUAAAAGACCUGCGGAAGAAGCAGGCGACGAGCCAGCAGUCGCAGUCGUUCGCCGGGAACCUGAUGCGGCGUUUCAGAGAGUUUCUAGCGAGACUUUGCCCGAGAAUCGAACGAAAUGUCGAAGAGGAAACAAACGAGCAAGUAAUAGAAGUGCCCGAGAUUAUAGACAAGCUGGACAGCUCGUUCUCGCGGUCGCGCUCCAGCUCCAUGUCCAGUCUUGAGAACAUAUCGCAGGAGGGUAUCCAGUGCCUCGCCUUCGCCGACAGCUACACGAAGAGAUCCGAUCCUACGACGUUGCUGCCGACGCUGUGGAUUGGAACGACACUCGGCUCAGUGCUAACGAUGAUGAUCAGCUUGCCGGAGGCCGACCUGCGACACACGCAACCAGUCGUCGUAUCCACGAGUGGUGGUCCCAUAUUUAGGUUAAAAGGUUCAAUAUUGGCAAUGUCAUUUUUGGACUGUAAUGGUGCUUUAAUUCCCUACUCGUACGAGAGCUGGAAGGACGACAGUAAAGAUGGCCGGGAGCGGCGCGAGCGCACGCCCACGAAGCAGGGCUCCGCGGGCAGCCACACGAGCCCCACGCCGGCGCCGGGCGCGGAGGCGGCGGCCGACCGCCAGUUCGUGGUCAUCGCCUCGGAGAAGCAGGCGCGCGUCGUGGCGCUGCCCAGCCAGAACUGCGUCUACCGCCAGCAAAUCGUCGAUACGGACUUCGUCGUAAAAUCUGAGAUCGUCAGCUUGAAAGAUAGCGUAUGUCUAGUCAACUACUUGUCGACGGGCCACCUGGCAGCGUACAGCCUUCCCUCCCUGCGGCCACUCGUGCACGCAGACUUUCUGCCACUAUCCGAACUCAGCUUCCAGACACAGUCCAAACAGAGGGGUAUCGUAGACCCUAUGCUCUCCAUAUGGGGCCAGCAACUGAUAGUUAACGAGGACACGGACCAAAUAGCGAAGACUUUCUGCUUCAGCAACCGCGGGCACGGCCUGUACCUCGCCUCGCCCACCGAGAUACAGAAGUUCACCAUUGACGCUGAAUUCUGUCAGCAGCUAAACGAAAUGAUCGGCGAGUUGUUCCUGCCGCGUGACAUGCCCGAGCCGCCCAAGGAGAGUUUCUUCCGGGGUUUGUUCGGCGGAGGGUCCCGGCCGCUGGACAGGGAGGAGCUAUUCGGCGAGAGCAGCGGCAAGCCAUCCCGUGCGGUGGCCAAGCACGUGCCCGGCGCCGCGCGCGUGCAGGCCGUGACCGGCGAGGUGGCGCGCGCGCACCAGCAGGUGCUGGAGCGCGGCGACAAGCUGGGCCAGCUGGACGAGCGCGCCGAGCGCAUGGCCUCGCAGGCCUCCGAGUUCUCCAGCUCCGCGCACCAGCUCAUGCUCAAGUACAAGGACAAGAAGUGGUACCAGCUGUGAGCCCCGCGCGCCGCCGCAGCCGAGCUCUGUCCCGUUCGACUACUUGGCACUUUUUAUAGAUACGAUACGAGCGAUGAUUGGAUCGCCGCAGUCGUCGAAACGUGUCGACCCGUGUAAAGUAAUGUUUAUAAAUAAAUGGAUAAUUAUAAAAGUGAGCUAUUGAAAUUUUAAGCAUUGGAUGACAAUAAUUUUGUUACACUU